Medioppia subpectinata is the source of this 1345-nucleotide messenger RNA. Lineage: Eukaryota; Metazoa; Arthropoda; Arachnida; Sarcoptiformes; Oppiidae. The record is from the annotation of a GenBank genome assembly.
UCAGUGAAUACAACAGUGGAUACCGUUGUUGUCGAUAAUAAUACCAAUAAUGUCACCGAAGAGUCAGACACUUUAGAAGAGGUUAAAUAUAAUGUCGAGAGUACUAAAAAAAUAUCCAAAUUAAAAGAGAUAAAAAUAUCACUCAAGAGAUUGUUUAAGAAUCCAAUUCUCAUAUUUCAUGCUUCGGCCGGAAUUUGUCGGUAUAUGGAAAUGCAAUACAGACAGUCGGCGUCCAGCGCUAGCUUUAUUACCGGAUCCACAAGUAUAGUAAUGAUGGCCAUUGGGAUAAUGGGAGGAGGAGUUAUCAUCAAAUAUUUUAAGCCAAAACCGCGACCUCUUGUUCUGUUUAUGUUUACCGUUGAACUGAUCGCCAGUUUCUCUAUUUUGUCCGCAAUGUUCUUCGGAUGUCCGGCCCCUGUGUUCCNCAUUGGGAUAAUGGGAGGCGGAGUUAUCAUCAAAUAUUUUAAGCCAAAACCGCGACCUCUUGUUCUGUUUAUGUUUACCGUUGAACUGAUCGCCAGUUUCUCUAUUUUGUCCGCAAUGUUCUUCGGAUGUCCGGCCCCUGUGUUCCCAAACGCUGUCAUUUCAGACGGAAAGAUGGCUUUGACGGACAGCUGUAACUUAGACUGCGAUUGUUCAACACAAGUGUAUCAACCGGUUUGCUCUUCUGAUGGUCUUUCCACGUAUUUCUCGCCCUGUUUUGCCGGAUGUCCGGAAUCUUCCAUUGAUAGGAGUACUAAUCCGAUUACUUUUGGAGACUGCGGGUGCGCUACCGGUGACACAAAUACGGUUCACAGCGGUUACUGUCCGUCCGAUUGUAACAAUUUUCCUAUUUUUAUAAUACUUCUCAGUUUGGGUUCAAUGAUUUCGUCGACCGCCCGGACGGGCAAUACUCUCAUUACAUUACGAUGUGUUGAUCCAAAGGACAAGAGUUUUGCGAUGGGAAUAAUUGGCAGCUUUAUGGCUGUUUUUGCAUUCAUUCCCUAUCCAUUGAUCUUCGGAGCCAUAACUGAUUCUACAUGUCUUGUAUGGGAAGAAUCGUGCGGUAAAACAGGGAACUGUUGGUUGUACGACGUGGACAAAUUCCGUGUGUAUUUACACGGCGCUGCCUUUGGCUUCAUGUUAUUGGGCUCUGUGUUUGACAUCGGAAUCAUUGUUAUGUCAAACAAAUUGAAGAAUCUUUUAGAUGACGACGACAUUGACGUUAAUAAUGAGGACAAUAAAAAUCAGAUUAAAUUAUUGCCAAAGAGGCUAAAUAGUAGUCAACAGGAAAAUGGUAAAAGUUGUGAAGUAUCAGAAGAGGAAAGUUAGAAAUUAGCAAAUAAUUUAUAUUUUUAUAUAACAU